Molecule: messenger RNA, 369 nt
Organism: Penicillium angulare
Lineage: Eukaryota; Fungi; Ascomycota; Eurotiomycetes; Eurotiales; Aspergillaceae
Exons: 1
Coding region: 1-369 (122 amino acids)
Source: RefSeq, a predicted model, not a curated record
AUGCGCUUCCAUGCCUUGAUUCGCACCCACCACAUUACCUCCCGCAAGAAAGUCGCUGCUCUCAAACGCGCCGCCGACACACACCAAUGCUUCGUCCUGCUACGGUCCGGCGGCUGCCCAGGAAUCAUGUAUGUCGAGGGUCGUGAUCAAACAAAUGUGGAGUCAUGGGUUACUGUUGUGCGGAAACUACGAUACAAGGAUUAUCAACUGGUUACUCGGCCUGGCGCGAUAGAAGCAGAGGGAGACGCUGAACCCUUACCCUCCCUCAUCGAUGGGCUCUCUGAGGUGGACAGUGUCAAGGAGUUCGGGGAAUUGAUGUCGAAGAGGAAAGUGUGGAACUGGUGGAGGAAAGGCAUGGGAUAUGCUUAG